AUGUGUAUAGUAGCACCAAUGAAAGCAGGAAAAUCAACGAUCAUCAAUGCUAUUUUGGGUCAAAAUGUUCUUCCUUCACGUAACGCCGCCAUGACUGUCAUUCCAACCGAAGUAGUUCUUGAAGUUGCCAAACCAGGUGACAUCGUUGAGGAACCAACUCUCGUUAUGGAUAAGGAAUUGAUUGAAGAAAUUAUGUCAAUGCAACAAAGCGUUCGUUUUCAUCUCUCAACUAGUCGAACGUUGGAAGGCUUACAGAGAAAACUUCCUGAACAUACCCAUUUAGUUUCUAUUGCAGAAAAAAUCCGAGAUGCAGCUAAUAAUGGUCGUACAUUCGAAGAGAGGAUAACUGGCACUUCAUAUAUCUGGGACACACUUCAGUAUAUAAAUGAUGUUAUUCGUCUUCAUGAAAUUUUAAUGCCAGCAGAACGCUCCAAUACACAUCAUCGUUCAUUCAAGAAGUUACCGCGAAUCAUUGCGCGAUAUACAUGUUUAGGUAACGAAAGUAUGGCGCACGAAUCAUUUGGACAUUUGGUUAUCGUUGACACACCUGGACCGAAUGAAGAUAUGAGUACUAAUUUUCUGAAAGAAAUCAUAAUACGAGAAUUGAAAAGAUCUACUGUGAUACUUGUCGUCCUUGAUUACACGGCAUUUAAUACUGAAGCAGACAAAAUUAUUAAAACUGAAAUUAUGAAUAUUCGCCAGACAACUUCUGCUAGUGAUGAUUCACUUUUUGCACUAGUAAACAAAGUCGAUCAACGACGACAACGACGCGGAGAUAUGAGUAAAGCAGAAGUUCAUGAUCUUGUACGGAAUAAAUUCGAUAUUGGUCAAGCUGCUUCUGAUCAUCAAACGGCUAGUCGAGUGUUUGAAGUCCAGGCAUAUCGAGCUUUAUUGGCAAAACAAUUUUUGACUGAAGUCAGUCGCAUGGAUCCAAAUCAACAAUUUGCCAUCGAAAAUCUAGAGUCAGGUUCGGAUUUUCUACAGGAAGCGUACGGACCUAUAUAUGAUAAUGAAAAUCCACCGACCAUUCAUAAAGCCAAAGCAGAUGCACUAAAAUUAUGGCAACAAUCCGGUUUUGAAUCAUUUCUUAAUGGUGCUGUUGAGAAACUUAUCGAAAGAGCCGCACCACGUGUUAUUGAAUCGGCCUUGAACCACUGUCAAUCUAAUCUAGAUCGUUUGCAUGAAGUUUUAACUAUUAGAGAGAGACUUCUUUGGGCUGAUGAGAAAGCAUUGCGUCUGCAAAGUGAUGUACUCUAUGUUGAAAUGCAAUGUGCUCAAAAUAUUAUGGAAGAGCAAAAUGCAACUUUAGUAGAUGAACAGACAAGAAUAACUGAUUAUUUUCAAACUCAAUUCAAGCAAAUGGAGGAAAAUACUCUGAAGCAAUUGGAAGAAGUAUUUAAAGAAUACUAUCGACCUGAUCAACUCUAUCGAGCUCAUUCGGGCAACACAAAUUCGUCUAAGGAUAUCAUUGGUACAGCCUCCACGGUUAUCAUCCCCUCACCCAUUCACAAAUUCAUGCGGCGAGUAGGGACGACGAUCGAUCAUCUAGCUAAUCGGCAUGGACUUUUGAUCUUUAAGAAUGAGUACGACGGUCUCAAUUUCAUACGGAGUGUCGCUCGACAAAUUCGUGCAAUAACUGACGUAGCUCUACUUAGCAUUCGAAAUGAUGUGGAUCUCCAAUGUGAUGAAGCCUGUCUUCGACUAAAUCAUCAACUUGAAGAAAAAACAAAAGAGCUAUUAAUUGCUGCUCAGAACCAAUUAGCAGACGCUUUCAAUAUCCAGUUUCGAAAGCCGCCUAAUUUUGAUAUCAUCUACUCUAUCCCGAGAGAUUUUGAGUUAAAAUUACAAAAGAUUUUCACUCCUUGGUGGCUGUUUGGUUUGGUUACGAUUCUGUAUGAUGAUGGAUACGUAGAAGGAACAAAAUAUCAAAUCAUAAUCAGUGAGAUGAAAAACCACUUUAUAUGUCAAUUUCAGACUCAUAUGAAAGAGAUCGAAACAGAAUUGGAUCAGUAUUUAACCGAUGUACUAAACAAAAGUUUCACUCGACACUUUCAAGAGCUCAAUGAUUAUUUAGCACGUUAUCAAAACUAUGUUAAUAAGUCGAUCGAUGAUCAAGUUCGAACCAUCGCGGAAAAAAUUACACUUAAACGCAAAGUACUCGAAUUAAAGGAGCAAAUCGAAGAAAACAUGCAACUAGUAUCUGGUAUUCAUGAAUUCUUUGAAUCGCAUGAACAUCCCACAUCAGUUGAUGUUCUAUAA
This is a messenger RNA of Adineta steineri, 2259 nucleotides long. Lineage: Eukaryota; Metazoa; Rotifera; Eurotatoria; Adinetida; Adinetidae. The record is from the annotation of a GenBank genome assembly.